AUGCAAAGUACUAAAAAGAAGAUCAGACUCUUAGUUUAAAUAAAAGAUUCAUGUCAAAAAGCAGAGAAACUUUUCCCUAAAAUAAAUAUCUCACAGAGAAUUCAGAGUUAAAAAUCUUACAAAUUCAACAUAGACGUUCUAAAAAGAUUUAAAAGAAAUAAUGGAAAAAUACGAGUGAAUUAUAAUAUUAAUAUUUAAGUAAAAAUCAGUAAUAACCAUAAAUAGAACUAAUAAAUUUUAUAAUUAAAUAAGAAACUUCAAUCAAUCAAACAAACAAAUAAAUACUUCAAAUAUAUAUAUAAAUAAAUAAAUAAAUAUAUGGCACUCAUCAAAUUUUGUAAACUAAAUAAGCUACAGCUAAUCAUUUUUCCUCAUAUCUGUAAAUAUUUAAAUUGCCUCUACAAAAAUAUUUUUUUAAUAAGAUUAAGUAAAUACUUAAAUGUAAAAUAAUCUAUACAUAUAUCUUUAUUGUAUUUUACUACCAUUAAAAAAAUAAAUCUCCAAAGUCAGUUUUAAUUUAUAAAUUAUUUGGUUGAUUAAUUAAUUGAUUAUUUUCAAGCUUCUCAGUUUAAGAUAUCAUGCAUAUCCGAGCGAGAUAUGGUGGGUUUAGCAAUUACAAAUAGUACAUUUUUCUUGUUAAAUUAUUUUAGUUAGUAGUUUAUUAUGAUGGAAUAAAAUCAUUCUAUAUAAAUUGAAUACUCCAUCUUAGUAGUUGGUACAUAUUUAUAAAUAAAAAAUAGGAUAUAACAAAUUAGAAUAUUUUAAAAUUAAAUAAUUGAUCCCAGCUUAUCAAUAAUGUUUAAACUGAAAAGAAUUAUUUGA
Messenger RNA from Tetrahymena thermophila SB210, 822 nucleotides. RefSeq lists its product as hypothetical. The record is from RefSeq and is a predicted model, not a curated record. Lineage: Eukaryota; Ciliophora; Oligohymenophorea; Hymenostomatida; Tetrahymenidae. The transcript has 3 exons.